Messenger RNA from Plodia interpunctella (Indianmeal moth), 925 nucleotides. RefSeq names its product Superoxide dismutase 2 (Mn) (gene Sod2). Gene Ontology annotation, cellular component: mitochondrion. The transcript is spliced from 5 exons. The coding region runs from base 153 to 803 and encodes 216 amino acids. Lineage: Eukaryota; Metazoa; Arthropoda; Insecta; Lepidoptera; Pyralidae. The record is from RefSeq and is a predicted model, not a curated record. Gene Ontology annotation, biological process: superoxide metabolic process. Gene Ontology annotation, molecular function: superoxide dismutase activity; metal ion binding.
GAUCACAUUGCAAUUUGUGUAGGAUUUUGGAUUGAAGUUGCAUAAUUUUUAUUGCCGUGCAAUUUGCAGCUGAUUUUAUAACGCUUGAUAAUAUUUCGCCGGUUAUUUAGUUAUUGGUGUUUCUAUCAUUCUAUACGACGUCUCAUCCGACAAUGUUUGCCUCAGGGAGAAUCGGGACCUUUAUGCGGGCUGCAGGUGCAUGUCGUCAAAAACACACAUUGCCAGACAUUCCUUAUGAGUACAGUGCACUGGAACCUGUAAUUAGUCGGGAAAUUAUGUCUCUCCACCACUCCAAACAUCAUGCUACAUAUGUGAAUAACCUAAAUGUUGCUGAAGAGAAAUUGAAACAGGCUCAGGCAACAGGUGACAUUAACACUGUGAUCAGUUUGGCACCAGGACUCAAGUUCAAUGGCGGUGGUCACAUCAACCACACCAUUUUCUGGCAGAACCUCUCCCCCAAUGGCGGGAAGCCAUCCGAUGCUCUUGUCAAAGCCAUUGAAAAAGACUUUGGCUCCCUCGAUAGCAUGAAGAACGCUUUGGCCACUGCUUCUGUGGGCGUUCAGGGCUCUGGUUGGGGCUGGUUGGGCUAUAACAAGCAGACGAAAAAACUACAGAUUGCCACUUGCCAGAAUCAAGACCCGUUGCAGGCUACUACUGGUUUAAUACCCCUUUUCGGCAUUGAUGUCUGGGAGCAUGCCUACUACUUACAAUACAAGAACGUACGCGCUGACUACGUUAAGGCAAUAUUUGAUGUCGCUAACUGGAAGGAUAUCUCCUCCAGAUACGAGAAAGCAUUAAAUUGAAGCCUUUGCAUUUUUUAGAAUUACUUGAUAAAACUGCUGCAAUAUUCACGUAGUGAAACCGUGCAUUAAAUUAUGUGAUGCUUAUAUUAUAUAUUUAUGUUUAUAAAGGAGUUAAUGAGAAA